This is a messenger RNA of Bactrocera tryoni, 2506 nucleotides long. RefSeq names its product peptidylprolyl isomerase domain and WD repeat-containing protein 1. NCBI's taxonomy places the organism in Eukaryota, Metazoa, Arthropoda, Insecta, Diptera, Tephritidae. The coding region runs from base 107 to 2020 and encodes 637 amino acids. The record is from RefSeq and is a predicted model, not a curated record. The transcript has 10 exons. Gene Ontology annotation, molecular function: peptidyl-prolyl cis-trans isomerase activity; protein binding. Gene Ontology annotation, biological process: protein peptidyl-prolyl isomerization.
UCAGUUGCGACAGUGUAAAGUGAAUGCUAGGAAAACAUAAUUUUUUUAAAUUGAAUUUAAAUAAUUACAAUAAGAAUAUUUGACAUCAAAUAAGUACUUUUCAAAAAUGUCAGCCGUAGGUGAUAAGAGGCGUAGCGCCUCUGAAGAGCGCGAACAAAGUGAACCCAAAGAUAUUGUCGUGGCCAAUAACAAUGAUGAUGAUGAUGAUGCUUGGAUUGGUCCUAUGCCGGAUGAGCAAUCAGCUGCAUCGAAACCGAAGAAACGCAAAACAUUACCAUAUGAAAAAGUGUAUUUGGAAAACCUUCCCAAUGCUGAAAGCUAUGAAAAAAGUUAUAUGCACCGCGAUGUAAUAACACAUGUGGUGAGCACCAAGACGGAGUUUAUAGUGACUGGCAGCUAUGAUGGGCACAUUAAAUUUUGGAAAAAAAUGGAGGAGGGUAUCGAAUUCGUAAAACAUUUUCGAAGUCACUUGAUGCCAAUACACUCCUUAACAACCAACGCAAGUGGUACACUACUGUGCUCAGCUUCUGCAGACAAAUGUGCAAAAAUAUUCGAUGUGGUAAAUUUCGAUAUGAUAAAUAUAAUUAAGUUGGGUUUUACCCCACUAUGCACAGAAUGGAUACACUCUUCGGGUGAUGCCGUUCAUACUUUGGCAGUUUCAGAUAAAGAUAGCAAUAAGAUUGUUAUUUACGAUGGCCAAGGUAAUGGCGACGUGUUGAAAAUUUUGGAAAAGCUUCACUCUGCACCUGUAGUGGCAAUGUGUUACAACUUGCCGUUUGAAACUGUAAUUUCUGUUGACAAAAAUGGUAUACUAGAGUAUUGGCAAAACUCUAAACAUGACUAUAAAUUCCCACAAAAACUUGUAGCGUUUGAUUCGAAGCUAGACACAAGUUUAUUCGAGUUUGCAAAAAACAAAGCCUUAGUCACUGGUCUUGCGGUAUCGCCUGAUGGCCGUCGAUUUUCUACCAUAUCAAAUGAUCGAAAAGUAAGAGUGUUUCAGUUUAACACCGGCAAAUUAAUACGCGUAUUUGAUGAAGCAUUAACUACAUAUACACAAAUGCAGCAAACUCCACAUGCAUUACCUAAUAUGGAGUUUGGCAGAAGGAUGGCUGUGGAAAGAGAUUUGGAUAAGUCUGAGUUUAGCACAAACAAUAAUAUACUCUUCGAUGUCAGUGGACAUUUUAUAAUGUAUCCCACCAUGUUAGGCAUUAAAGUAAUUAACAUUGACACAAAUAGAUGUGUUUCUAUUUUAGGGAAAACGGAUAACAUACGUCCAUUACAUAUAGCCUUAUUUCAGGGAAAAGCGAAAAAAUCUAAGGCAGCUAUAACUAUGGAACAGGAGGCUAGCGAUAAUCCUACCUUGCAAUCCAUUGCUAAUGAUUCUACGAUGUUUUGUGCUGCCUAUAAAAAAUCACGCUUUUAUCUAUACAGUCGUCGAUUGCCAUCCGAUUUACAAGAUGUUGAUCGGGAUGUAUUUAAUGAAAAACCAUCGAAAGAAGAUAUAAUUGCAGUGCCAGAAGGACAAGAUGAAGGUACACAACGUGUUUACGAAAACGCUAUUUUGCACACAACAGUGGGCGACAUACAUAUGAAGCUAUUCUUUAAAGAAUGCCCUAAGACAGUUGAGAAUUUUUGUGUUCAUUCCAAAAAUGGCUACUAUAAUGGUCACAUCUUUCAUCGUGUUAUAAAAGGCUUCAUGGUGCAAACCGGGGAUCCUACAGGCACAGGAACUGGUGGCAAAUCAAUAUGGGGACACGAUUUCAAAGAUGAGUUCGUUCCAAGUCUCAAGCACGAUCGUCCUUAUACUGUUAGUAUGGCAAAUGCUGGUCCCAACACUAAUGGCAGUCAAUUCUUCAUUACAGUUUUGCCGACGCCAUGGCUAGACAACAAACAUACGGUGUUUGGCCGGGUGUUUCGUGGAAUGGAAGUUGUACAAAAUAUUUGCAAUGCAAAAGCAAAUCCAAAAACAGAUAAACCUUAUGACGACAUCAAAAUCAUAUCAAUUCGAUUGAGUAAUUAAUAAUUUCGACAUUCGAAUUUUACAUUGAGAUGAUGGCAAAAUCACAAUUCUUAUAAUUAUUUUAAAGUAGUUUAUUAAUAGAUAUUUAUACGCUGAACAAGUUAUGUUAAGUUUGCCAAGAAGUUUGUGACACCCAGAAGGAACGCCUGCCUUUUUGUCUUUAUAUACACGAACUGGUCCCUUAGUUCUUGAGAUAUAGAUCUGAAAUUUUGCACACGUUCGUUUCUCCACAAAAAGCAUUUCAUUUGUCGGAACCGCCAAUAUCGGAGCACUACGUCGACAAACUGAACGGUCAGAAUCAAGUACUUGAAUUUGGCAAGAUUUUUGCAUAAAAUUUGACAAGGAUUAUUACCCAAGUCAACGGUGCAAUCUCCGAACAAGCUUUUUAGAUUAAAUCCCUGCUGCAUUCUUGUACAAACUGAACGAUCAAAAUAAUGUCCUUCGGAAAACUUUUUUAUUUGUGAAAGUGUUUCGGUGCAGCCGCAG